This is a messenger RNA of Amorphotheca resinae ATCC 22711, 1475 nucleotides long. RefSeq lists its product as hypothetical. Lineage: Eukaryota; Fungi; Ascomycota; Leotiomycetes; Helotiales; Amorphothecaceae. Bases 108 to 1430 code for a protein of 440 amino acids. Gene Ontology annotation, molecular function: FAD binding; monooxygenase activity. Gene Ontology annotation, biological process: secondary metabolite biosynthetic process. The record is from RefSeq and is a predicted model, not a curated record. The transcript has 3 exons.
GGGAGGAGGAUGAAUGUACAAUGAUUGAUUUUUGGAUUUCUGAUCUCAAUUCGCUAUAUCACAUAGGCCUCUUUUAGAAGUUGUUUAUUUAUGAAUCCUUGAACUCAAUGGCUAACCAAGAUCUCCAUAUUGCUAUUGUCGGGGCGGGCAUGGGCGGGCUGGCCUGCGCUCUUGCUCUGGCGAAGAAGGGAUUCAGGCAUAUUGAAGUCUAUGAAACGGCGUCGAAUCUGGGGUUCGUAGGUGCGGGCAUCCAACUCGCACCAAACAUGGCCCGGAUCCUCGAUCGACUUGGUUGCUGGGCAGAUAUCGAAAAGGAGGCUGUUGACCUCAAAGAGACGAGCAUUCGGCAGGGAUCUUCCGAUGAGGAAUUGACACUCGUGGAUCUGGGCUAUGUCAGAGGGGAGUAUGGCUACCCUCAUAUGGUUGGACAUAGGUCCUCUCUAGCCGGCUCGCUCUUCGAGGGUUGCAAGCGGGAAAAGAGCAUCAAGUUUUUCUUCUCUACCUCUGCAGAGCAAGUAGAUGCAUGGUCGCCCAAGCCGACCUUCAGAGCUAAACCACGUAACGGAGAGCCCUACACCGUCACGGCAGACAUCCUCCUCGCGGCCGACGGCGUGAAGAGUAUCAUCCGCGCCCAGAUGCUCAAGGAACUCAAGGUCGACGCCGACAUCCAAGACACCAACCAAGCCGCCUACCGCAUCAUGCUAACGCGCGACGAGAUGAAACACGACCCGGAGCUCCUCGAGCUCAUCGACGGCGACCGCGCGACGCGCUGGAUCGGCGAGAAGCGCCACAUCAUCGCGUACCCCGUGUCCAACAAGCAGAUCUACAACCUCUCGACGGCGCAGCCCGACACCAACUUCGCGGCGGCGCCCUCGGCCACCUACACCACCAAGGGCUCCAAGGCCGCCAUGCUGAGCACCUUCGCCGACUUCUGCCCCAAGGUCCAGCGCAUGCUGAACCUCGUCCCCGACGGCGAGGUCUGCGAGUGGAAGCUGCGCGUCCACAGCCCGCUCCCGACCUGGAUCCACGGCUGCGUCGCCCUCGUCGGCGACGCCUGCCACCCGACGCUGCCGCACAUGGCGCAGGGCGCCGCCCAGGCCAUCGAGGACGCGGCCGUCAUCGCCGAGGCGCUGGCGCUGAUGCCGGCGCGGGACCCGCAGACCAUCAACAAGUCGCUGCGCGUGUACGAGAAGAUCCGCAAGGAGCGCGCCGAGACGCUGGUCGAGAUGGCGGCGGCGUCGGGACGGGUGCUGCAUCUGGGCGAGAGCGCCGCGAGGGAGGAGCGCGAUAGGCAGUUCGCGGCGGCGAGGGAGAAGAAGGGCUCGGUGCCGGAUAAGUGGGCGGAUGCUGAGAUUCAAAAGCACGUCUAUGGCCAUGACUGCAUGAAGAUCACCCAGGAUUCGUUUGCUGAGAUCUUCGCUGGUCUGUAGGUUUGUUCUAUUAUAGAUAGAUAGAUAUAAUAUAGUCAUUCCUAG